AUGGUGAUACUGUUUCCCGGGCAGUUUUCUAACAUGGAUGGGGGCGGAGCUGACAAUUUGUCCGAGUUUUUUGAGGAUUCGGAGGUGUCGCCGGAUGACAUCUUCAGCAUCCUGGAGAGCCUGGACGGCGGCCUUUCGGAGUUCGCCCCUGAAGCUUCGGGGUCGGGUUCGAAGGAUGCGGGGACCCGUUUGGCUUCCCAGAAGUCGACCUCAUCGAGUGGUUUGCAAGACUGCUCUGAACCGGAGCUUGAACCGGGCGAGCCGAAGAGCAAGAGGCAGAAGCUAACCACCACCCCAGGCGGUUCGUCAGAAGAGCCGGAGGGGCAGCUAAGGAUGUCUCACAUAACGGUGGAGAGGAACCGGAGGAAGCAGAUGAAUGAGCAUUUGUCGGUGCUGAGGUCUCUCAUGCCUUGUUUCUAUGUCAAGAGAGGUGACCAAGCAUCAAUAAUCGGUGGAGUGGUGGACUACAUCAACGAACUACAACAAGUCCUACAGUCCCUAGAGACCAAGAAGCAAAGAAGAGUUUACAGCGAGGUUCUAAGUCCCAGACUCGUCUCUAGCCCUAGACCCUCUCCACUCAGCCCCAGAAAACCUCCAUUGAGUCCAAGAUUGAACCUUCCCAUAAGCCCAAGAACACCGCAGCCCACCAGCCCAUACAGGCCAAGAUCGAUGCUCGCCUCUUCGCUAGACCCCUCUCCUUCUUCCUCCUCCUCCUCCGUCGAUGGCGUGGUGAAUGAGCUUGUCGCCAACUCAAAAUCCGCCAUUGCUGACGUGGAGGUGAAGUUUUCUGGGCCCAAUGUUCUGCUCAAGACCACGUCUCCGCGGAUUCCAGGGCAGGCCGUGAAGAUCAUUGCGGCACUAGAGGACCUCGCCCUCGAGAUCCUGCAUGUGAGCAUUAGCACUGUUGAUGAAACCAUGCUCAAUUCUUUCACCAUCAAGAUUUGA
Molecule: messenger RNA, 945 nt
Organism: Thlaspi arvense
Lineage: Eukaryota; Viridiplantae; Streptophyta; Magnoliopsida; Brassicales; Brassicaceae
Source: the annotation of a GenBank genome assembly